AUGGCUGACACUGGAUUACGUAUGAAUUUUGCUGCCCUAAAGAGGGCAGAUCCAUACGCUAGAGAAAUAAUCGACAGUGCUACCCACGUUGCGCUUUAUACGUUCGAAGAGAACGAAUGGGAGAAAACUAACAUCGAAGGUGCUUUGUUUGUGUACAGUAGAAAUGGGGAACCGUACCAUAGUUUAGUGAUUAUGAACAGAUUGAGUACGAAUAACCUAAUUGAGCCAGUAUCGAAAGGCAUAGAACUUCAGCUGAAGGAACCUUUUCUUUUGUAUCGAAACGCCAAGUGUCGGAUUUAUGGCAUAUGGUUUUACGAUAAAGACGAGUGCGUUAGAGUUGCCACAAAGUUAAAUUCUCUGAUCAAAGAGUCGAUGAAACAAGCUCCCGGUGCCGGCGAGAAUAUGGCACAGAACCCAGUCUACAAUUCAUCAACGCCCUCAAGCGCACCCGUUGACAUAUUCAGCAUGUUGAGCAAAGCCCAGGAUGACUUCAAUUCUAACAAAGGGCUCGUUGCCAAUAAGAGUGAAUUGACACCGUCACGGGCACCUGACAUGGCGUCACAAAGUGUAAUGGAUUUCUUCGCAAAAGCUGGAAGCGGCGCGGCUGCUCAAAUGCCUGCUGUGUCGUCGUUGCCAUCUCCGGGCAUAUUUGGCCCACGUUCCACGGACGCUCGUGAGGUUCCGCAGCUACUACAGAGGCUCAUGAGUAAUCCUGCACAUACUGUGGAGCACAUAGAAAAGCAGCAACGCUCAGUGACCCCUCAGGAGGCCCAAAGCUCAAAUGGAAACAUGAACAUAGACUCAACAAUGAGGCCAACAUGUGGUUUCCAAUUGAAAUCAACUCCAAUUGACAAGCAAAGUCAGCAGAGAUUACCAGGAAUGAAGAAGAGUCAGUUGGAUUCUAGUGAUACUAAUGGUAUAACACUAGAAAGUGAAUUGAAUUUGAUGCAUAUAUCAUCACCGAAACCUACGUCUCCACUGGCUACCUAUUUGAAUCAGUCUCAAGACAUCAGCCACACGAAGCCAGCGCUGAUGCCUCCAACGAUGUUCACUGCUAGUAGUGGCGGCGAUAUCCAGCCUUCUCCUGAGCCUCUUACUAGGAACCAGCUGCUUCAAGCUUUUAAUUACUUAUUAAAACAUGACGCUGACUUUGUGAACAAAUUACAUGAGGCUUAUGUAAAAUCCUUUUCAGAAAAGGCAUUCUCUGUGUCAUAA
Molecule: messenger RNA, 1215 nt
Organism: Arctia plantaginis
Lineage: Eukaryota; Metazoa; Arthropoda; Insecta; Lepidoptera; Erebidae
Source: the annotation of a GenBank genome assembly